CCUCGUUAGUUUCGUGCUUCAUUUAUAACAAACCAAUACCAUAACCCAAAAAAAAACUCAUGGCCAAGCUCAUUUUCUUCCUCGCCGUCCAAAUCCUCGUCCUCGCCGUCGUUUCUUCCACCGGAGACAUAUUUGCAAGAACCAUAGAUCGUAAACUCCUCGGCCUCCACAGCAAAGAGAAGCUAACCCAUUUCAAAGUCUAUUGGCACGACAUUUUGAGCGGUCCAAACCCAACCUCCAUCAUGAUCCAGCCACCGGUUACAAAAUCUACUACCUACUUCGGAGGAAUCACUAUGAUCGACAACGCGUUGACGGCGAAAGUCCCGACGAACUCCACGUUAGUUGGCCAGGCACAAGGGUUUUACGCCGGUGCGGCCCAAAAGGAGUUAGGGUUUCUAAUGGCUAUGAACUUUGUUUUCAAGACAGGGAAGUACAACGGGAGCACGAUCACGAUUCUUGGUCGGAACACUCCGUUUUCGGAGGUCAGAGAAAUGCCUAUCGUUGGAGGAAGUGGGCUUUUCAGGUUUGCUAGAGGCUAUGUCGAGGCUCGAACAAAGUGGUUUAAUCUCAAGAACGGUGAUGCUACUGUUGAGUAUAGCUGUUAUGUUCUGCACUACUGAUGCUCAUGAUGUUUUUGUCGUACUUAUAUAUUUAAUUGACGACGUAACAAUAAAACAAGAUUUUUAUCUUUUGUUUUUGUUAUUUGCAUUUGGCUCACGGUGUGUGCUGUGUAUUUGUUGUAGACUUGUAGUGAUUAUGUCGUUUGUUAAAUUAAUAAUGUUGAUGAUUGGCUUCUUACAACAAGAAGAUUUUGAUGAUA
Molecule: messenger RNA, 820 nt
Organism: Brassica rapa (field mustard)
Lineage: Eukaryota; Viridiplantae; Streptophyta; Magnoliopsida; Brassicales; Brassicaceae
Product: dirigent protein 20
Source: RefSeq, a predicted model, not a curated record